AUGUUGCCUGCCCGCGAGAGUGUGAAGACUUUGAUUGUGGGUGGGCGUGGUGGGAUCGGGAGCGCCUUCGCGCGACUCCUGAACCCUGCAACGACUGUGGUGACCGGUCGGGCUCCCUUUGACACGCCGGCAAAGGGGGGCUUUGUAAAAUUGGAUUUGAGCAACCCUGAAGACUUUCCGAAGCUCACACAGGAGCUAAAAGGCAUGGGCUUUCACCCAGACUUGAUCCUCAACUGUACUGGGGUGCUCGCCCUGCCAGGAGGCGAGGAGGGAAAAAUCAUUCGUCCCGAAGCCGGUUUGAAGAAAAUAACGCCGGAAUUACUUUAGGCCUUUUUUUACAAAGACAUGAUCAUUUUCUGUUUGGAUAAUUUGGUUGGGUUGCCGCGUACGUGUAUGCUUCAUUCUGCUCAUAAUGCACUAUGCCGGAAAGUGAAGCAAAGUGUGCUCCGCUUUUACUUUGUCCCAGUUGAUUUCCUAUUCUUGCUACAAAAGCAAAAGGUACAACUACAGGAGAAGAAUAAAGACACAAUGCAAUCUAUCGACAUCAACAUAGACAACUCCACCUCUAAUCUCGACGUAAAACGUUUGAGACGAACACAUUUGCUAACGCCUUGCUGAUGAAAGAAUUAGUUUCAGGCCUUAUUCCGAACGGAAAGCAUCCUUUUUUGUUUGCAUCGUGGUCAGCAAGGGUAGGAUCUCUGGAAGCAAACGAAUUGGGGGGAUGGUACUAGUAGAUGAUGUAGAUGAAGAGCAGUUGUAGUUCUAGAAGUAACACCGUACUAGAUAAUAUUCUUACAUACUAUGUACUAUUGUAGAACCACACGGACAAAAAUGCUCCUCUACUAUAGGUAUUCGUAUCGUGCUUCGAAGGCAGCGCAGAAUAUGUUUGUGAAGACGGCGUCAAUCGAACUGAAGCGCUCGCAUCCAAAUGCCUGUCUGCUGAUGGUGCACCCUGGAACGUGUGCCACGGAAUUGAGCGAGCCCUUUUUAAGGCCAUAGAAAAUAUCUUUUUGGAUUAUUUCACAUUCUCUCUUUAUUUUGGAAGUCAAGGUCAAGAACAGCUCCUGGCCGCAGCUGGUAUGCACAUGCUAAUUUGCAAUAGUGCUCUACUGGUCAUAAUCAUACUCUUUGUUUUUCCUCUAAUCUUUGUGGGUUCUGCCAAGAGGAAGACUUUGCAGUCUGAGGAUCCUCCCGAAGGGACGCCUCUUUCGGGAUAUUUCACUCCGGAGUUUGGUGCUGAGCUGAUGUGGAAAAACGUGUUGUCGUCAGCGACACCCGAGGACACAGGGAAAUUUCUGGAUUACGAAGGUAAAGAGAUACCGUGGUAACUAGUAGUAUUUAACAUCAAGAAGAAAUAUACUAGUAGAGUACUUGAGAAUAGACUUAACUAAGUUUAAGAUUUUGCUAUCAUCGUGAACAAAACAGUAACAAACCCUUGUAGAAAACGGAAUCCUCCACCAUAGAUAUGCAUCCUCCACGAUACAGCCUGUGUUUCAUGUUUUCAACUUCUACUUGUAGUUGUACUUUGCUUUCGUUCAUCUCGUGUAGUUGUCUGGUCUUCGUGAAAAAUCUAGCAGCUGUACUGGUCGCACGUCCAACAUUUGUUGUGAAAUUAUACAUGACCAUCAUCGUCAUCGUGUGCAGGCAUUUCGUGAUUUUUUCUUUAGGACGAUUCAUUGAUUUCUGGUGGCCAAGAUCAAGCAGAGGAAACUCGAUGUGAAAAUAUAGCGAUAGAGAAUUAGAAGAUAUUUCUCAUCGCAUGAUGUUGAUAAUGCGAUCUGCUCUGCUUUCCGGAGCAUCCGGUAACGCCUCCUUGGAGGAGAAGAACCUUCAGCCAAAGCUUCCGAUAUGAAGAUAGGCGAACUAUUUUUGAAACAUCAUGCUCGGAUGAACUGAUCCAUAAUAUAAAGUACGAACGACAAAUGUGUGUAUGGAGGACUGGCUUGUCCGCCCGUCACUGCAGUGUUCUUAAUAAUAC
This is a messenger RNA of Amoebophrya sp. A25, 1978 nucleotides long. NCBI's taxonomy places the organism in Eukaryota, Dinophyceae, Syndiniales, Amoebophryaceae. The record is from the annotation of a GenBank genome assembly.